CUGCAAUUUUUAAGUUAUUUACAGUCGGUAGUUUGGCUUCAUUCCGAACCCUAAUUUGUAGUCAGAAUUAUUGUCGAAGAAAUUCCCAAUUUCGGUCAAUCGUAGCCUCUAUUGCAGUUUAAUUAGGUGUGGGGUGGAUGAAUCAAGAUGGAUUCUUUCGGAUUUUUUGCAAGGAAUUGGUGAGAUUUGAAGAUUGAUGGAAAAUUCGAGCCCGUUGGUACUGGAGAUAAGCUCCGACGAGGAGUCGGAUUUCGGGUGCGUGAGGAAAGGAGUCGACGGAGGCGGCGGCGGUGGUGAGUACGGCGAUAAGGAAGAUUGUAAUUGGUUGUCGAAGCUUUUAGAUGAGGUGGGUGGUAAAAACGAUGACGAUUCAGAUGACGUGGUGUUUGUGAGUGAAGUGCUUCCGAGAAACCCUAAGAAAUUAAAAUUGGCUAAAGUGGUUGAUGACGAUGAUGAUUGUGUGGUUUUGGACGGUGACCCGGAUAAACAGAUGGUGGUGUUUAACGCUAAAGCCGAUAAUAACGAUGAUUCAGAUGACCUAGAAAUCGUUGGCGAGAAGGGCGAGGUUGCGUGUCGAGACUUUCCUCAUCCACGGCAUCAUUGCGCUAUAUAUCCCUUCGCUUCUACCCCCCAUGGGGUCCAUUGUGGCCAGUGUCACUGUCAUGUUUGUGACUCACUGGCUCCAUGUUCCCAUUGGGGCAAUGGCAUUUCCAGUAUUGAUCAUUGUCAUGCUAACGAUAAAGAUGAAUACUGGAGAGCUGAGCGAAAGCGUAUGAGGAAAGUUGAUAAAGCUGUGCCAACUAUUCCUAGUAAGUAUGGUACUAUACAGGCAUUCUUCCAAAGAAGUCAGGUUCGAGCAGUCGCUCCACCGCAGCCAAACUAUUUGCCGCAGAAUAAGGUCUUGAAUCCAGUCACGCUCCGUCCUUGUUCUAUUUCAUCCAGUGUUAGUGUGCCAAAUACUGUCAAUCCAGGCGUAGUCCGCCUCUCUGGACGUAUUGCUCCCAGAACGUUAGCCCCACCCCAGUUACACCGUACAUGUAAUAACAAGGUUCCUUCAAGCGGCGGAAGCCGAAGUGCGCAGUCCUUUCCACCACAUGCAGUCUUCAAGCGGUCUGGUCCGGCUGGGGUUUCAUCAAACAAUAUGCAGGCAUAUAGGUCUCAAUUAUCUAGAGAUAAGACGGUUCGGUCAUCACAAACUCCCCUGUUGAAUGUACGUCAUCGUUCGAAUCCGCAACGUGUUUUGGGUCCCGCUGCUCAUUCUGUUCCACACCAGCCUAAUUUGUCGUCUUCUCCACACAACGUGGAUGUUGGUUGUGAAAAUUACUUGCCUUCUCAAUCUCAUAUUCAGUCAGUGCCGUUCUCGAACUCCCUGAUUAGAGAUCCAAUACAUGGCCAAUCUCAGGUGUCUUCUCAACCGUAUUUGAGAAGCAACUUUGCGAGUGCAGUGCCUUCUCAAACCAACGUAGCAUCUCAGCCAAGUGAGGAGAACUUUCAGAGUUUGAUUCUACCCCAGCUCGAUUUAUACCAGCCUAGCAUACCUGUACUAUCACAGACGGCUCCUUCCUACCAGUCAGAUGCUGUCAAUCAUUUCCACGAUCAACUGAAUACAAGUUUGGUUUCCUCUCAUAUGCAUGUCGAUAAUAGCUUUGGGAAUCAGUCUUCUCAACCUGAUGCACAUAGUAAUAAUAGUACUCCCUUAUUUACUGAUGGGCAGAAUGCUUUCCAGCAAGGAAACCACGUUCAAAAUAGCAUUUCUGAGAGUCCAACGGAUUUUGGGUUCGCUUCGGAUUCCUCUAUCGGCCAUGGAAAUAUGCAGAUUCAUGCUGAGGUUUCUCCAUGUCAAAGUGAAGAACCAGCUUAUGAUUCUCAACAUCAGAGUAUAGCAAUAAACAACGAUCACCAUCAAAGUAUAGCAGCUGUAGUCAAUUUCCAUCAAGAAAACGUAGUAACAACAGAUAAUUCCUCGCUAAUUAAUGAUAACGAAAAUCGGUUUCCUGGGAGUAUCGGCCCCGACUUGUUGGACUUUCAGUUUGACAAUUGGAUGUUCGAGAAUCAUUCUUUACCAGCAGUUUUUGAAGUUCCUUUGUCUCCUGUUUGGAAUGUCUUUUCGCCUGAACCUUCUUCUAUAGACACAGACUGGAAAGUAAAUAGAUCUCUGCAUGGUUCCAGAUAAGCGCAAUGUCCCAACCUAGACAAUUAUGAAUUAAGGUUUUGAAUCAUGAAAUUAUAUCAUAAUCUUGACAGUAAAAGAAGUUCAUUCUUUUUCCCUUGUUCUUUUAAAUUCUUAUUUAGUUCUAGUUAAUUGCCAAUUUCAAUGAAGUAUUAAAUCAUUUGUCGGAGAUUCUGUUUGAUGGUUGGAUGUUUGAGAGUAUGUCUUUAUCUGGAGCUUUUGGAUGUUCCUUUGUCUCCUGGUCCGAUAUUUUCUCAGCGGUCUUGCCUCCGCAUUUGCAGUUGCAACGAGUACAAAUUAGUCGAGGAUGAUAGGGAAAUUGCAGCACUCGUGUUAUAUUUGAUACUGAUGUUCUAGCUGAAUGCCUUUGUUGUGUAUGUCAAUCAAUUAUCGGAAUUAUUUGGAUCUUGAAGAUUACAUUUACUUCCGGCGUUGCGUUUGUUUCUUCUGAACGAGCCCGGUUUCUAAAAGAGCUCGAUUUGCUAA
This is a messenger RNA of Erythranthe guttata (spotted monkey flower), 2656 nucleotides long. The record is from RefSeq and is a predicted model, not a curated record. NCBI's taxonomy places the organism in Eukaryota, Viridiplantae, Streptophyta, Magnoliopsida, Lamiales, Phrymaceae.